Funneliformis mosseae is the source of this 177-nucleotide messenger RNA. NCBI's taxonomy places the organism in Eukaryota, Fungi, Glomeromycota, Glomeromycetes, Glomerales, Glomeraceae. The record is from the annotation of a GenBank genome assembly.
AUGGCAUAUUCAAUAGCAAAAACUGUGAUCAAUAUUGUAUUGAAAACUGAAAGCGAUAAUGAAUUACAACAUUUAAUCAAUCAAAUGACUGAUUUUUAUGUUACUAUGAUUCAAGAUACACUAAGAAUGAAAAAUGCUAUUGAAUUAUCAAAAAAAAUGCAAUUCAUGAAAUUAUAG